UUCUAAGUUUACAAAGUGAAAAAAAGGUGGGCACCUCACAAGUCUCUUCUUCACAAUAAUAUCAGCUGUCUGUGUUGUUUUUGCAAGUCUUCUCUAUUUCUUGCUGAGAUCUAGAGACAAAUCCCUAAAACUAAUAAGCAAAAAUGGCGGAAGAGAAGGAUCCCACUUCUAUACCACUAAGUCAAGCUUCUGAAGAUCCUGAAGACGCCAUCAAAUCUACUCCUGCUUCACCCAAUUCUUCUACCCGCAAGGCUUGCUGUUAUUUUCUUCAAAGUUGGGUAUCUAAGAAGUUUAUGACUGGAUGUGUGGUUCUCUUCCCUGUGGCGGUUACAUUCUUUGUGACAUGGUGGUUUAUUCAGUUUGUUGAUGGUUUCUUCAGUCCACUAUAUGAACAACUUGGCAUUGACAUAUUUGGACUAGGAUUUGUCACAUCUCUUGUUUUUGUAUUCUUAGUUGGAAUUUUUGUUUCAUCUUGGCUGGGUGCUACUGUUUUUUGGAUUGGGGAAUGGAUUAUUAAGCGAAUGCCAUUUGUCAGACACUUAUAUUCGGCUUCAAAGCAGAUCAGUUCUGCAGUGUCUCCAGAUCAAAACACCACUGCUUUUAAGGAAGUGGCAAUCAUUCGUCAUCCCCGUGUGGGUGAAUAUGCUUUUGGUUUUAUAACAUCAUCAGUUACCCUUCAGACGGAUGAAGGGGAUGAAGAAUUGUAUAGUGUUUUUGUCCCUACAAACCAUUUGUACAUUGGUGAUGUACUCUUGGUUAACGCCAAUGAUGUCAUAAGACCAAACAUGUCCAUCCGUGAAGGCAUUGAGAUCAUUGUUUCUGGAGGAAUGACCAUGCCUCAAAGGAUCUCUCAUGUGGCAAGAGUUGCGAGACAAAGUGAAAGAAUUCCACUGAACAGAAUUAAGUAAAAAUAGUGAUGAACAUGACAAUGUAGGACUGUUUGUAAUUAGUCAAGGAGGGAAACAAAAAUCAUAUAUACAUUGCUGUAAUUUUUCGGAUCGAUCCGAUGCUCUUCGAUAUGUUGUAUUAUGUCUUUCUUCUCAAGAUACAGUAAAGUUCUUGUUGAAGGUGUUUAAAUUCAUGUCCA
Messenger RNA from Solanum tuberosum (potato), 1087 nucleotides. RefSeq names its product protein LIKE COV 2-like. The coding region runs from base 144 to 908 and encodes 254 amino acids. The transcript has 7 exons. Gene Ontology annotation, cellular component: Golgi apparatus. Lineage: Eukaryota; Viridiplantae; Streptophyta; Magnoliopsida; Solanales; Solanaceae. The record is from RefSeq and is a predicted model, not a curated record.